AUGUGCGAGCGGCCGAAGAUCCACGUCUUCCUGGGGGCUCCCCCUCCCUCCUCUGGCCCGGCCUCAGUGUCUGAAGUUGGGGCCGAGAGUGUGGACCGGCCCCCUGCUGGGUGGGGACACCUGGAGCUCACCUGGACGGACGGACACCUGAGGCCUGCAGCAGGAACCCGUCCUGAGGAACCCGGUCCUGAGGAACCCGGUCCUGAGGAGGAGGAUCAGUGUUCGGCCUCAGUUCAUCAGUACCUGGACAGCUGUUUCCCAGCAGCUCAACCUGGACCUGAACCUCGGCCUCCAGCUGUCCCUCCUCUGUGCCCCAGGACUCAGUACCUCACCACCUGGACUCUGAGUCAGGCCUUAAUCCUGAGAGGCAGGCACAGCAGCCAAUCAGCAACCAGUCCUGAGAAAACCCCGCCUCCUCGAACCCCACCCUCCACCUCCUCCGGCACCCCGGAGCUCUUCAGCCCCGUGACCCCGUCACCCGGAGCCUCCGCCGAGCUCUUCAGCCAACCCUGCUCUACCCCAAGGGUGGAGGAGGGGGGCGUGGUCCUCCAGCCCACCACAGAGGGGGUGCUUUGCUCCCAGGAGGCCGAGUCCACGACCGCCCUCGACUCCCCCGCCAAGCCCCCCGAUUCCAAGAGAGCUCGGGUCUCUGAGGAGUCCAGGACCGAGGUCCCAUCAAACAGCUCCACAGGAGGACUCCAGGGUCCCACCACACCCCUGGUCCGGUGCCACACACCCAGGGUGAGGUACUCGGUCCUGGUGGCGGUGGUUCAUCCCUGUCACCUGAAGGAGGUCCAGGUGAAGUCCGGGCCGUCGGCGGGGACGUCUGUUCCUCUGGCGUCCAUCGUGGUUAUUGACCAAUCAGACGUGGAGAUGAAGGUGGUGCUGUGGCGGCGGGCAGCGUUCUGGGUGCUGACCGUGAGUCCUGGAGACAUUCUGCUCAUCACAGGACUGCAGGUGAACGAGAACAGGUGGAGUGGAGAGACGGUGCUGCAGUCGACCUUCAGCAGUAAACUGCUCAGCCUCGGACAGGUGACUGCCUCAUCACCAGUUCCUCAGCAUGUCAGUGCUCGCUCUCUCAGCUCUCUGUUUGGAUUUCUGCGGGAGCGGCGUCCCCUGCUUCUGUCUCUGCCCCGCCGCCCCCCCCAGGACCUGAGACGCCUCCCCUACGCCGCCCUGAGGUCACUGCGGGUCAACAUGCUGGUUCACGCCCUGCUGCGUGUCACACACACACACCUUAGCUCAGCGUGGCGCAGUGAGGCGGAGUCUCGCUGCAAGUCGGCGGUUCAGCUGAAGGCUGUUGUGACUGUGGAGCAGCCGGACGGUCAGCAGAGGGCGCUGCUGCUGUGGGGGGGGGCUGUGGACUGGCUGCCUCGCUUCAACAGAGACAGAGCGGUGGUCUGGGAUUUCCACAUCCUCCUGGUGAGGGAGGGUUUGACCUCUGACCUCCCUGAGCUGCACUCCACCCCCUGGAGCUCCGUCCGGCCCCUGGACCCCACAGACCGCCGGGCGCAGGACUUCCUCCCAACACGACGCCACCAGACAGGAAGCAGCAGCAGCGUGGAGCUGGACCUGGACACGCUGCUGUCCCAGAGACACAGUGGUGAUGUGGAGCUCAGAGUCCAGGUCACCUCCUUCCACUUCCAGGAUGCUCCGUCCUCCCAGAAUGCACCUCAGCCGGUCCUGGACAGCUCCACGCCGCUGGACGGUGUCCUGGAGGCGCUGAGCGGUGACGUCACCUACACCGGCUGCGGGCGCUGCUGCGCUGAGCUUGAGACCGACGCCAACGGCAUCUAUGGCCCCUGUUACCCCUGCCUGCCCCACACCGCCAUACGCCGCUACUACAGGCCAGGUGUGCUGACUGUGAGUGGGCAGGGCAGCAGUCAGGUGUGUGUCCAGGUUCCUCCUCUUCCUCUGCUGAAGAUCCUCGAUGCUCCACCUGAUAAACUGCACAGGAUCUCAGCUCCAGGCUCGCAGGUGAAGCACAUCCAGGUGGCAGCAGAGAGGAUCCAGAACUUCCUCUCCCUCCCGAGGAAAACCUUCAUCAUCACCAUCCGGAGCCACUUCCUGUGCGACGAGAACAGCGUUCCCCUGUAUCAGGACUUCACUCUGCUGGACUUUCAGUUCUCCAGCUGAUGGACUGAGUUCUUUCUUCAGCAUCUCCAAGACCAGGAACAGCAGAGCAGCAGCGUCAUGAUGAGAGCUAAUGAUAGCAUGUUCGGCUGACUAGCUUUACUGUUACAGUAGCAACUACAGAGGCCAAAGAGAGUUACAUGAGCUACAUACGUUAGCUUGUUAGAUUAAGGUGAGUAGUGCGCAGUGUUUUCAACCAGCUCCUGUUAGCUUGAUCACUGUUAGCUCGAUCGGUGUUAGCUUGAUCACUGUUAGCUCAAUCACUGCUAGCUCAAUCGGUGUUAGCUUGAUCACUGUUAGCUCGAUCGGUGUUAGCUUGAUCACUGUUAGCUCAAUCUGUGUUAGCUUGAUCACUGUUAGCUCAAUCGGUGUUAGCUUGAUCACUGUUAGCUUGAUCACUGUUAGCUCAAUCUGUGUUAGCUUGAUCACUGUUAGCUCGAUCAAUGUUAGCUCGAUCGGUGUUAGCUUGAUCGGUGUUAGCUUGAUCACUAUUAGCUCGAUCAGUUUUAGCCUGAUCAGUGUUAGCUUGAUCAGUGUUAGCUUGAUCAGUGUUAGCUUGAUCAGUGUUAGCUUGAUCAGUGUUAGCUUGAUCAGUGUUAGCUUGAUCAGUGUUAGCUUGAUCAGUUUUAGCCUGAUCAGUGUUAGCUUGAUCAGUGUUAGCUUGAUCAGUGUUAGCUUGAUCAGUGUUAGCUUGAUCAGUGUUAGUUUGAUCAGUGUUAGCUUGAUCAGUGUUAGUUUGAUCAGUGUUAGCUUGAUCAGUGUUAGCCUGAUCAGUGUUAGCUUGAUCAGUGUUAGCUUGAUCAGUUAGCUAGAUGACAGUCGUCAUUUCAGUAAAAUUGAAGGUCGUUGACCUGAAAUGAGAAGCUGCUUUGAUCUGAAGUCAGAGACACUGUUGUAAAAUCGAUUAUAGAUUAUAGAUUGUGCCUGAUUCAUAGUGACAGUCAUGUGACAGCUCAAGAAGUUUUUCUUGUGUAAAUGAAUCUGAACGGAUGAAUCUGUGAUUUCACAGUUUCAUAAAACCAUUGUGACAACAUGAACGUGUCACAUAAAUACAACAGAAAGUCGUUUAUUGAUAAAAAAAUGUUAAUCAUUUCA
Seriola aureovittata is the source of this 3228-nucleotide messenger RNA. RefSeq names its product shieldin complex subunit 2 (gene shld2). The record is from RefSeq and is a predicted model, not a curated record. Gene Ontology annotation, biological process: regulation of double-strand break repair via homologous recombination. Gene Ontology annotation, cellular component: site of double-strand break; nucleus. Bases 1 to 2136 code for a protein of 711 amino acids. Lineage: Eukaryota; Metazoa; Chordata; Actinopteri; Carangiformes; Carangidae. The transcript has 10 exons.